UUUACGUAUUGGUCAUUUUACUGUCAACUACAGCCGUUUGAGCGGGCCAAGAAUGAAAACCAGUUUGGCAGUGUUACUUGUGCUCCUUGCAGCUACUCUUGCUCUAAGGAAUGGAGGCAAACGUGGCAGACCCAACAAAAAAUUUCACAAUCAAAACUUGCAGGAGUGUGGCCCAGAUAUAACGUGUUCUCAGCCUCUGCGUUGUUGUCCGGGAUUGAGAAACGCAACAGUUUCUCACUGUCAGAGAGUCAGCCCGGUGAACGGCCGCUGCGACUUGACCGGAGAAAGCGGGUGUGGAUGCGAGAGCGGCCUAGUCUGCUCGAAUCGCACAAUCAACAAACGUAAACUGCAGCAUGAUGUCGAUGAACAUCGUGACAGCCAUGAAAAAAAUCGCUCCAAAUCCUGGAAUCAUGGAAUUUGUCUUCGGCUGAACGCUGACGGUACUGAAGAUACUACGUCCAACAACAACAGAAGCGAUUCGUCUGGUCGUCGAAAUCUACAAAGAAACCAGGAUAGAGACGGCAAUCCCCUCCACGAACCAAAGUCAAAACUCCCAAAGCAAGAGUGUGAGUUGACGGGGACAGCAAGCGAUGCAACUGUGUGCCCCGAAGAGUUUCAAUGCUGCCCGGGAAGAAACGUCAGUGCAUUUUUCUGUCAAAAACCGCGUAAACUCAACAAAUCGUGUGAUCUCGACAAUCAGAAGGGAUGUGGAUGCGUAACCGGUCUAACAUGUGUAAACGUGACUGAUACCACAAACACAAAACCCAGCAAUGCCAAAAGAACAAGAAUGAAUAAACGUAAACGUAAAGGAGUUUGCCGAGCACAAACAACAGAGUGA
Corticium candelabrum is the source of this 838-nucleotide messenger RNA. RefSeq lists its product as uncharacterized. The transcript is spliced from 4 exons. The record is from RefSeq and is a predicted model, not a curated record. Bases 53 to 838 code for a protein of 261 amino acids. Lineage: Eukaryota; Metazoa; Porifera; Homoscleromorpha; Homosclerophorida; Plakinidae.